This is a messenger RNA of Phymastichus coffea, 1208 nucleotides long. It is a transcript of the gene RfC38, whose product is annotated as replication factor C subunit 3. The record is from RefSeq and is a predicted model, not a curated record. Gene Ontology annotation, cellular component: nucleus; DNA replication factor C complex. The transcript has 5 exons. The coding region runs from base 22 to 1089 and encodes 355 amino acids. Gene Ontology annotation, biological process: DNA repair; DNA-templated DNA replication. Gene Ontology annotation, molecular function: DNA clamp loader activity; ATP hydrolysis activity; DNA binding. Lineage: Eukaryota; Metazoa; Arthropoda; Insecta; Hymenoptera; Eulophidae.
GAAUAUUUUACUUUUAAAAAAAUGUCUCUGUGGGUAGAUAAAUAUCGUCCGAACAAUUUCGCUAAAUUAGAUUAUCAUAAAGAACAAGCUCAGCGACUAAAAAAUAUGGUUCAACAAGGUGAUUUUCCCCAUUUGUUGGUUUAUGGACCACCAGGAGCAGGAAAAAAGACUAGAAUAAUGUGUAUUCUCAAGGAGCUUUAUGGAAAUGGAGCUGAGAAACUUAGAAUGGAACCAAUGCUAUUUGAAACUCCUUCAAAGAAAAAAUUUGAAAUCAUGACUAUUAGUAGUAAUUAUCAUAUAGAAGUGAAUCCAAGUGAUGCAGGAAUUCAUGAUAGAGUAGUUGUAAUGGAUUUGGUCAAAACUACAGCGCAAACAUAUCAGAUUGAUCCAACUGGUCAAAGAGAGUUUAAAGUGGUAUUAUUAACAAAUGUGGAUCAUUUGACAAAAGAUGCUCAGCAUGCACUUCGUCGUACUAUGGAAAAGUAUGUUGCUACUUGUAGACUAAUUCUGUGCACCAAUUCCACUUCAAGAGUAUUGCCAGCAAUAAGGUCUAGGUGUUUGGGUAUCAGAGUUCCAGCUCCAAAGAUAGAUGAAAUAAAGUCUAUCUUGUAUUUUGUGGCUAAAAAGGAAAGUCUCAGUCUUCCUGAUGAUCUUGCCAAAAGAAUUGCAGAAAUAAGUGGUAGAAAUUUGAGAAGAGCCAUUUUGAUGUUGGAAACAUGUAAAGUUGAACAGUAUCCAUUUGCUGCAGACCAAAAAAUUACAGAACCAGACUGGCAAGUUUAUAUCAGAGGUAUUGCCAACAUGAUGGUUGCUGAGCAAAGUCCAAAGAAAUUAUUGGAAAUUCGAAAUCGAUUUUACGAACUUCUAAUGCACGCGAUUCCCACAGAUUUGAUAUUUAAAGGACUUUUACAAGAGGUUACGAAAAAUUGCGAUUUACAAUUGAAAAUUGAAAUUGCCAGCAUUGCAGCAGAUUAUGAGCAUAGGAUGCAUCAUGGAUCUAAAGUUAUCUUUCACUUGGAAGCGUUUGCCGCCCGCUUUAUGGCAGUCUACAAGAAAUUUAUAGAUUCCACAAUGGGAGAUUUUCUGUAAAAAUUCUAUUGCAAAUCGAAUCUAUAUUUUUAUUAAAUUAUUUAUCGUACGAUAUCAAGUUAUUUUAGUACAUUUUCUAAUAAAUAGUUUUAUUUUAUACAACAUAAUAUCUGAAUUUU